AUGGUCUCCAUCAAUUUCAGAUGGCAAAAAAAGCCUAAAGCUACAGCUAAGAAGGAAGGAGUGUUGGAGCUAGAUGCUACUACUCACUUGCAAGCACAGAUGGCAGCCAUAUCCAGUGAGAUAUCAAAGCUAAGAGCUGAUAUCAAAAUACCAAAGGUUGAUGAAUGUGAAAUCUGUAUAGGAUCUCACCACAGGUCUACCUGCCAAGCCACUAUGGAAGAAGUUCAGUUUGUGAGGCAAGGAAAUGACAGAGGAGGCUUCAACAAUUACAGCAAUUGGAGGCCACAGCAAAAUAACAACUGGACUAUCACUACCCGGCCCAACCUUAGCGCAAUGAGAGAAUUCUACAGCAAUCUCAGAGGAGACCCAAGGGAUGAAAUCAUUGUAAGAGGACAAGUAGUCAACAUCAGCAUAGAAGCGAUCAGGGAGGUGCUCCAUUUACCAGAAGAAGAUUUCAACUAUGAGGAUAGAGCUUAUCAAGCGAUGGAUGAUCCUCCAGAAGAUGAAUUGCCAUAUGUACUAUGCUCAAGAUCUGCAGAGCAAGCCUCCAGAGGAUCACUUGGUUCAUCAUUUGGAGCAUUCAUGAUAAAACCUUUGGAAGAAGCAAUCCAGCUAAUCGAGAAUAUCUGUUAUAACCAUUUCAGAUGGCAAAAGGAGCCUAAAGCUACAGCUAAGAAGGCAGUAGUAUUGGAGCUAGAUGCUACAACUCACUUCAAAGCACAAAUGGCAGCCAUCUCCAAUGAGAUAUCAAAGCAAAGAGCUGACAUCAACAAACCAAAGGUUGAUGAAUGUGAAAUCUGCGUAGGAUCUCACCCCAGCUCCACCUGCCAAGCCACUAUGAAAGAAGUUCAAUUUAUGAGGCAAGGAAAUGACCGAGGAGUGUGA
Messenger RNA from Oldenlandia corymbosa var. corymbosa, 885 nucleotides. NCBI's taxonomy places the organism in Eukaryota, Viridiplantae, Streptophyta, Magnoliopsida, Gentianales, Rubiaceae. The record is from the annotation of a GenBank genome assembly.